Molecule: messenger RNA, 1640 nt
Organism: Macadamia integrifolia
Lineage: Eukaryota; Viridiplantae; Streptophyta; Magnoliopsida; Proteales; Proteaceae
Product: UV-B-induced protein At3g17800, chloroplastic-like
Exons: 3
Coding region: 195-1442 (415 amino acids)
Source: RefSeq, a predicted model, not a curated record
GAGAGAGAGAGAGAGAGAGAGACUUACAAGGAACUCGUCCGAGACCCUAAUCCCACUACAUCCCUCUAUAUGCUUUUGUUAUAUAUAUCAUUCUAUAAGUCCUAAUCCUAUAUUGGAAAGCUUUUAUAUUUGGAUUCUUUCUCUUUCUCGCUCGCUUGCUUGCUCUGUGGAUUUUGAAUAACUCAGAUUGUUUGAUGGACUGUUGUGUACCCUACAGAAGAAUCCCCAUUAACGGAGCUUUACCCUCUGCGGUAAAGUCUGAAUGGGAUUUCAAGGUUUUAUCGAGGUUCUCUUCUUCGGACAUUUCUCGCAAUCUCAGCGUUUCUUCUCAGAGAAGGGUUAAAUUGGGUUUUGGAGGACGGAUUGGGGAUUGGAAUGAUAGGAGAUCGAUUCGAAAAGUGUCGAUCUCGGCUGCAAGUGCGGAAUCAAGUCACUGUGGAUAUAAAACUGUAGUUUGGCCCCUUGAGCCAAGGUCGUCUGCUGGGAAAUUCCUCAGCAUUGUAUUGCAGAACCAGCGCUUCCUUUUCGAUCUUGCUGUGACCGAGCAGUUGAAUGAGUCAGCUUUCGACAGGGAUGGAGCCAUCUCCCGCAAGCAACACAGUGAGGGUUCUCCAGAAUCCUGUCUUCACAGGAGGAUUGCUGAACUGAAAGAGCAGGAGUGCCAAAUUGUUGUUGAAGAUGUCAUGUACAUGCUUAUUGUUAAAAAAUUCUCUGAGAUCCAAGUCACUAUGGUUCCAAGGCUCUCUAGAUGCAUCCGUCAUGGGAGAGUAGAGGGAUGGUCAUCAAAGGAGAAGGAACUCGAGUCCAUUCACAGUGUUGAAGUCCUGAAGAUGGUAAGGGAACAUGUUGCCACCAUCCUUGGUUGGAGAGGGACAUCCAGUGAGACUCAAAGUAGGAUUGGUAGGACAACCACCCAAUUGCGAAGGCUGAAGCUUGGCCAAAUCUAUGCUGCGUCCGUUAUGUAUGGAUAUUUCCUGAAGUCAGCGUGCUUGAGACACAACCUGGAUCAGCGUCUAGCUCUGACCAACCAUGACCCUCCUCAUGGGCAUGGGAUACAAGUUCCACUUGCAGAGUUCCACGGCCAUGGAUUAGAGAACCUUAAUGAUCUCAGCGACGACUCAACUGAUACCUGGGCCACCUUAUUGUGUCAAGUGUCAGGGAAGCAGGAGAAGCUUAGAAGUUAUGUCAUGGGGUUUGACCCUGAGAUGUUGCAGAGAUGUGCAAAAAUAAAAUCUCAGGAGGCAGUGAAUAUAAUCGAGAAGCACAGCUGGGCGCUGUUUGGGGAUGAGAUGGGUGCCCUUGAGAGUGAUGAUCAGAUGAUAGACAUCACCUUUGAUAGCAUCAAGAGGUUAGUGUUGGAAGCCGUCACUUUUGGUUCCUUCCUCUGGGAUGUGGAAGGAUAUGUUGACAGUUUGUAUAGGCUCAAGGAGAACAGUUCAUAGAAUUAGGAACUGAGGUGGUGCUUGUAGGUGGCUGGAAUUCCCAAAUAUAAUAUUGAAAUAAAUUUCUUGAGCUGCUUACUUCAAGGUGCCUCUCACCCAACUUACAGUCAAUGUAUAUACAGAGCAAUGCCACUAAAAUUUAGUGAGGAACCACUUGGAUGCCUUUACUGCCCCUUUAUGAUAAUUUUGUUCAAGUGA